AUGCUAGGCGCCUCAUUGGCUGCUAACAAGGCCAAGAUCAUCUGUCAGCAGUGUCUAGCUCCGGGCCACUGGACGUACGAGUGCAAGAACGGAAGCACCUACCAGGUCCGCGCCAGCGCUUCGCGACAGCUCAAGCAGAAACGCUUCAAGCAGGCCUUCCUUGAAGAAGAGGCGCCGGAGGUGCCCUUCAACGCCUUCCUGGGCUUGGCCCUCGGUGCUUUCUUUUUGAAAGAGGGGUUUGGUGUUGAAAUGGUAGCGUCCGAGCAUUGCAGCAUACUUAAAUUAUAG
Molecule: messenger RNA, 288 nt
Organism: Symbiodinium necroappetens
Lineage: Eukaryota; Dinophyceae; Suessiales; Symbiodiniaceae
Source: the annotation of a GenBank genome assembly